Molecule: messenger RNA, 1822 nt
Organism: Laetiporus sulphureus 93-53
Lineage: Eukaryota; Fungi; Basidiomycota; Agaricomycetes; Polyporales; Laetiporaceae
Product: amidase signature enzyme
Exons: 8
Coding region: 20-1723 (567 amino acids)
Source: RefSeq, a predicted model, not a curated record
UGAUAAACGGGCCAACUCGAUGAGGUCGCAACCUCUGCGCUGUCGACGAUGUUCUCAUAUUUCGCUCAUCGCAAAGCCUGGUGCCGCCGCGAAGAGAAAGGAACGCGAGGAGCGCAUUGCGAGCUUGUCGACCAUCUACCAUGCGCCUUUGUCGUCUGCCGAUAAGAGCAUCCUUGGACAGCCUGCCUCGCAAAUCGUCGCAGGCGUCCAGGGCGGCACAUUCAACCCAUCCGACGUGCUCGUCGCGUACAGCAAGAAGGCGCUGAAGGCACACCAAGCAACAAAUUGCCUCACGGAAAUUCUCAUACCCACGGCGGAGGCUUGGGCGAAGGAAUGCAACACUCAAGGCCCGCUCGCAGGCAUGCCUGUCAGUCUGAAGGACACCGUCGCGGUGCCAGGCUUUGACAGCUGUAUUGGCUAUUCUGCGUGGGUCGGCAAGCCGCUUCAGAAGGAGGCGGCCCUGGUGAGGCUGUUGCGUGAUGCGGGCGCGGUGCCCUUCGUGAAGACGAAUGUACCGAUUACGCUUCUUUCACUUGAGUCUGCGAACGAUGUCUUUGGGACGACAACGAACCCGCAUAACAAGAACUACACGCCAGGAGGGUCUAGUGGAGGUGAGGGUGCCCUCCUUGCUUACGGAGGGUCUCGCCUUGGGAUCGGCACGGACGUUGCUGGCUCUGUGCGAGCGCCAGCCCACUACUCCGGUAUCUACACGAUCAAAGCCUCCAUGAACCGCUUCCUGAAGACAGGCAACCCGACCAGUAUGCCCGGACAGGAAGGCAUACCAGCUGUCUAUUCGCCUAUGACGCGCACGCUGGAGGACCUGGAGACCUUCUGGAGGGCGAUCGUAGGCAUGAAACCCUGGGACUAUGAUCAUUCGUGCCUGCCGAUCCCAUGGCGCGAGAUUAAACUCUCACAAGCGAAAUCAAUCAAAUGGGGCAUCAUGUGGGACGAUGGUGUUGUGACACCGUCUCCGGCCUGCCGCCGCGCGCUUCAAGAAGUUGUAUCUGUGCUCCAGGCCGACGGGCACGAGGUCGUCACCAUUGAUCCCCCGAGCCCAUACGAAGGGCUGAAGAUCGCCUCACAGCUGCUUCUCGCUGACGGCGGCAAGACAUGCACGAAGCCGAUCCGCACCGGCGAGACGAACGAUCCAGGCAUGCAACAAGCGCUCGCGAUGUUCCGCACACCGCGCUUCCUCAGGCUGCUGUACGCCUGGUACCUACGGCACAUCCGCGGAGACGAGAUCUACGCGGGCCUCGUCGAAGGAUGGUACGAGAAGACCGUGCCAGAGUACCUCGCGCUCGUGGCGCAGCGGGAGGCAUACCGCGAGCGGUGGUUCGCAUUCAUGCACGAGCAGGCGCUGGAUUUCGUGCUGACCGUGCCGAAUUCGCUGCCGGCGGUCCCGCAUGGCGGCAUGAAGGAGGGGUGGAAGGCGUGCGGGUAUACAUUUUUGUUCAACCUGCUUGACUACUCCGCAGGCGUCCUCCCGAUUACCCAUGUCGAUGCUAAGCUGGACGCGCUGCAAGCUACCUUCAAGCCGAAGAACGCUAUUGAGGCCGGCUCCUACCGCGUGUACAAUGCGGAGAAGAUGCACGGUCUGCCUGUUGGUGUGCAGGUUGUUGGAAAACGUCUUGAGGAAGAGAAGGUACUGGAGGGAAUGAAGCUUAUUGAAAGACUGCUUAAAAUGGAAGGCAAGGCGUAUGUUCAGCUUGAAGUUGGCGAUUGAGCAGCUAUGCGGUGAUGUAUUCGAUGGCGCAGAUGUCUAUGUCAAUGUUAUUCGGGAUUUGAGUAACUCCAACUUCGAGCUUAUCCAAGUCGCCUGCUG